CUGGUACAGAGACCAGCUAAAGGCAAACAUGUCUCUGACUGAAGUUUACAAGAAAAUUAUAGAAGAAAGGUGGAGUGAAAUGAACGACAAGAACAAGAUAGAGGAAAACGAUAUUCCUGAGGAAUUUCUUGAUUCUUUGAGCAAAUUAGCUUUCAAUAAACUGUUUUCACCAAAUGAGGAUGAUACCAUUGUUUUUGGCAUUCCAAAGGAUCAGUUAGAGAAAAAGUACCAACGAUUGUCUCUUGAAUCUGGCAUCAUGUCCUGUAGUAGUAAAAUAGGUGAAAGAUUUGUGUCCUUCCAAUUUUUGCACAAAACGCUUCAAGAAUACUUGUCAGCAUUGUAUCUGGCGAAAAGCAGCAGAUCAGAUCUGAUCAAGCAUUGUCAACACGUCCAGGAAGUGUAUAGCCAUAGCAGAAGAGAAGGCGUGCUUAGCAUGCGUCAGAUGUUUCUGUUUCUAUGCGGCAUGAACAUUACUGCUGUCGAAGUGUUUUCGAAGACAUUGAAUGAAGUAUUCACUUACGGCUUUUCAGAAAAUAAAGCAGUAGCUUUACAAGAUAUGAUACUGCAAGGCUAUGAUGAAGCGGAGAGAAGCGGGCACGCCGGAGCGAAACUCUGUCUGCAGCAUGUCACCCUCGGUGAUUAUGGUCAAAUUCUUUGGGAUGGACGUAAAAAAAAUCGAUUUAAACAACACAAGCAAAUAUUGAAACAUUGCUUGGAUAAAAAUAAGCCCACUCUUGUAUCAUUAUUUAUGAGAGGCGAAAGCGACAUUUCUGAUGUGUUGCAGGACAAGAAUGAUUCAAGUGUUUUAGAUUUAGAGACUUGCAAGAAUCUUAAAUAUGUUGUAUUAGAGGAGUGUCCAUAUACAGAUAUUAACUUAUUGAGCUGGAAUGGAUUAUUAAAAUGCAAAAUACAUCUCAACGGUGGACCAGCAAAUAAACUGGUAACUUCAAUUCUGUCCUCAGAUGUGACAUGUUUGAAAAUACUCUCAAUAAAAUGGACUGGUUGGGAGCCGAAAGCCCAGGAAAUCUUCUCGAAACUUAAACACAUUGAACAUCUAGACGUCAUAUGGCGUUACCCUCUACCAAAUGAUUCGAAAUUUGAUCUUGAUCUUCGACAUCUCGAACAACUCAACACACUCUCCUUACAGGGACUUGCUUUCUCAGACGUUGUUAUUCUACAUAUGCUCAAUCUUCACAAGUUGAAGGUCAGCUUUAGCACACAAACAAGAGCACCACGGUUAAUGGCGGCGUUAUUAGCACAAAGCGACGAUUCACUCAGUCCAAAUCUGGACGGGACGCCUUCUACCCUUACGGAUGUUGAAUUGGGAAACAUGAUCUUAUCAGCAGGAGCGUACAGACGUCUCGUUAGAUUUGUGAUACAGUCGGGACAUUAUGUGAAUUGUAAGUUAUCGUUGUGUAAAUUAGAGCUUGAAGAGGACAUGAGACAGCUGCAGGUGGGGAUUGAGAACCAGUCCGCUCUUCAGUUGGUUGCUCCACAGCCCGUCUCAUCUGACUAUACAACAUACAUUUCUUCAAGUUGUAUGGUCAUAUCAGUAGGAGAGUUCAGACGUCUCGUUAGUAUUGUGACACAGUCGGGACAUUCUGUUAACUGUGAGUUCUCUUACUGUACAAUAAAGCUAGAAGAGGACGUGAGACAGCUGCAGGUGGGGAUUGAGAACCAGUCCGCUCUUCAGAUGGUUGCUCUACAGCCCGUCACAGCUGACUAUACAACAUACAUUUCUUUAAGUGGUAUGGUCAUAUCAGUAGGAGAGUUCAGACGUCUCGUUAGUAUUGUGACACAGUCGGGACAUUCUGUGAAUUGUAAGUUAUCGGUGUGUAUAUUAGAGCUUGAAGAGGACAUGAGACAGCUGCAGGUGGGGAUUGAGAACCAGUCCGCUCUUCAGUUGGUUGCUCUACAGCCCGCCACAGCUGACUAUACAACAAACAUUUCUUUAAUUGAUAUGGUCAUACCAGUAGGAGAGUUCAGACGUCUCGUUAGUAUUGUGACACAGUCGGGAAAUUAUGUGAUUUGUAAGUUAUCUUGCUGUACAAUAGAGCCUGAAGAGGACGUGAGACAGCUGCAGGUGGAGAUGGAGAACCAGUCCGUCGUGAAACUUGUGACGCCCUUUCAUCUUGAAUUUUGCGAUGAAUAUUUGGUUGAGUUCCACGUAAACGUAAAAGAGUCAACGGAACCGGAAGUGCCCCUCCAGGCUUCCGGAAGUAGCCCCCCUUGCUCCGACACGUCCACGCAACCAGAAGUAGCCCUACAGGCUUUCGGAAUUAACUCCCCUUGCUCCGCCGCGUCCACGAAACCGGAAUUGUCCGACCAGGCAUCCAGAAAUAACGCCCCUUGCUCCGUCGCGUCAACGGAACCGGAAGUGUCCCUUCAGGCUUCCGGAAGUAACUCCCCUUGCUCUGUCGCCUCCACGGAACCGCAGGUGUCCGUCCAGGCUUCUCCGUCGCGUCAACGGAAACGGAAGAGUCCCUUCAGGCUUCCGGGGGAAACUCCCCUUGAUUUGUCGGUUCCGAAAAAGCUAAGCUGACGCGUUUUCAGGAAGCACGAGUUUUUUUUAAAGCUUUGGAAGCAAAAAAUCAAAGUAAACCUAAAUUCUAAGGAACGAUGUGUUUUAUAGUUUUGUACAAGUUUAUUUUCCGAAGAAGAAUUCUUCAAAAACGGUGUAAGUUGCUGAUUUAUGAGAAACAAAAUUAAUGUGUUGCUGGAAAUGUUAACACUUCAUGUCAUUCUGUUCAUUGCCUUAUUGAAAAAUAAUGGUAAAUAUAUCGUGAUAAACUCACCGUUUGAAUCCGUAAAUUUAUCUAAAUGUCUUCAGUGUUUUUCUCAGGUUAGCUUGUUUAACACUAAAAUAUAGAAACGUAUGCCCAAAUAGUUGGAAAGAAAAAGCAAUGACGUAAUGUUAGCUUAAAUAUCAAUUGCUUAAUAUUUUGAAUGGAGUUUAAGCUUUUCUUUCAUGUUGUUUGCCUGUGGUUAUUGAAAAAUAACGAUGACUUAUAUCACUGAUUAUCUCAUGUCCGAUUAACUGUUAUAAAUUGAAUGUUAACGCACACAGUGCUAUGAUGAAAAAACAACAAUGACGUCAUUUCCGGUAUGAAAUCGUUUUGCUAACAUUUGGCGAUAUUUUUAAAGUAAAGAUCAGAUCAUUAUUAUUUCUCAUAAAAGGUCAGCAUUAAAUAAAGAGAAUGUGUGUGAUUUUCAGUGUAAGAUUGUUAUAUAGUUCACCUCGUUCACAACAAUGUAAAUAAUUUGCUUUUGGUGUUCACUCAAGUAAUAUAUAACUGUCGUACACUAAAAACAAACAAGUACCCUCUGUACGUAUUGUAUGUGAAACUGAUUCUAAAGUGUGUGGUUGCUGUAUAUAUGUUUGUUUUUGCCUUGCACGUUAAAGCUGCACUCUCACAAAUAUACCGUUUUAACAACUUUUUUUAUUUUUUGUCUUGGAAAGAGCAAAUUUUUGCGUAAAUAUCUGCAAACCAAUGAUAAAAGAUUGCUGACAAAAGAUCAGAUAGCAGAUUUUCAUAUUUCCAUUCAAAAAUGAAUG
Molecule: messenger RNA, 3556 nt
Organism: Mya arenaria
Lineage: Eukaryota; Metazoa; Mollusca; Bivalvia; Myida; Myidae
Exons: 9
Coding region: 29-2542 (837 amino acids)
Source: RefSeq, a predicted model, not a curated record